GGGCGUGGCGGGGGCCGUGGCGAGGGGAGCGAUGCGCGCCGCGGCCUCACGGGCGGGAAUUUUCUUCCGGGGUGCGGCCCGCUCGGGGGGGGUUUCGCUUCCGGGACGGCGCUGCGGGCCCUUCCCACCCCCGCCAGGGGAAGGGGGCAAAAAGUUUUCAGACCAUCUUACUACAUCAGAAGAAAAAAGUAAAACAAGAUACCGCCCCCUCUUCUUCCCCUUUACAUGUUACUCGUAACGUUACAGUAGGGUCGUGCACCUGCAACUGGGACAGCCAUGGAGAAGAGUGGGAACAUUCAGCUGGAGAUUCCUGACUUCAGUAACUCUGUCCUGAGCCACCUGAAUCAGUUACGCAUGCAGGGGCGCCUGUGUGACAUCGUGGUCAACGUCCAGGGGCAAGCUUUCCGUGCUCACAAGGUGGUGCUGGCUGCCAGCUCGCCCUACUUCCGCGACCACAUGUCCUUGAACGAAAUGAGCACCGUUUCCAUUUCUGUCAUCAAGAACCCUUCUGUUUUCGAGCAGCUCCUUUCCUUUUGUUACACCGGUAGGAUAUGUCUGCAGCUGGCUGACAUCAUCAGUUACCUAACAGCUGCCAGUUUCUUGCAGAUGCAGCACAUCAUAGACAAGUGCACACAGAUUCUCGAGGGAAUUCAUUUCAAAAUUAAUGUGGCAGAGGUGGAAGCAGAAUUGAGCCAGACCAGGACAAAGCAUCAGGAAAGACCACCGGAGUCUCACCGGGUCACGCCAAAUCUAAACCGUUCUCUCAGCCCGCGUCACAACACCCCGAAGGGGAGUCGCCUGGGUCAGGUUAGCACGGUGCUGGACAUUCGGGAGCUCAGCCCACCUGAGGAGUCCACCAGCCCCCAGAUAAUUGAGCAGAGUUCGGAUGUGGAAAGCAGGGAGCCCAUACUACGAAUUAACAGAGCAGGACAGUGGUACGUUGAGACGGGAAUGGGAGACCGCGGCGGACGGAACGAUGAUGACGUCCGGGUGCUAGGAGGAGUUCGCAUUAAAACAGAGAACCUGGAGGAGUGGCUUGGGGCAGAUCAUCAGCCGUCGGGAGAAGAUGGGAGCAGCGCUGAGGAGGUCACUGCUAUGGUGAUCGACACCACGGGCCAUGGAUCAAUAGGCCAAGAGGCUUAUGCGUUAGGGUCCUCCGGGGCCAAAGUGGUCAGGCCAACCAGUAGUGAGAUUGACAGAUUUAGCCCUUCUGGCAGCAUGGUUGCUGUGACUGAGCGGUACAGAUCAAAAAGCGAGUCUCCCGGGCGGAUGGAUGAGCCCAAGCAGCCCAGUUCCCAGGGGGAGGAAUCGGCCAUGCUUGGAGUGAGCGGUUAUGUGGAAUAUCUCCGGGAGCAGGAGGUUUCAGAGCGCUGGUUCCGGUACAACCCACGGCUCACUUGUAUUUACUGCGCCAAAUCCUUCAACCAGAAAGGCAGCCUGGACCGGCACAUGCGUCUCCACAUGGGCAUCACGCCUUUUGUCUGCCGCAUGUGUGGGAAGAAGUACACCCGCAAGGAUCAGCUGGAGUAUCACAUCCGCAAGCACACGGGCAACAAGCCUUUUCAUUGCCACGUCUGCGGCAAAAGCUUCCCUUUCCAGGCCAUCCUCAACCAGCACUUUCGCAAGAACCACCCUGGCUGUAUGCCUCUGGAGGGGCCCCACAGUAUCUCCCCCGAGACCACCGUCACGUCUCGGGGGCAGACGGAGGAAGAAUCUCCUCCACAGGAGGAGGCUGUCGCUGUGGGGGAGACGGCACAGGGAUCUGUGUCCACAACUGGGCCGGAUUGAAACACGGCUGCAGAGUCUGGGGAGAAAGGACCAUCUUCCCAUUUUUGGCUCUAAAGAGUCAGCACCAACCUGGCAGGCUGGUACUGUAAUUAGUGCAAUGCCACCACUGGACAGAAAGAAGCUCCCAAGAUGUUGCCAAAAUUGCAAAAUCUUUCUCUCUCUCUCUCUCUCUCUCUCUUUCUCAACUCCCCCCCCAACACACACACACACACACACACAUAGAGUGUUAAAAGUUUUUCUCCCUUAUUCCUCCUCCUCUCGGAGAAAAACAAAACAACUGUGUCAAUCAACUUCUUAUUCAGGGAUCAACAGGAUUUUAAAUUUUUUUAAUGUUCCGUAGUGAUCUGGGACGAGCAGUCAUUUGUAUUUCUCGACAGCAUUUUGGCCCAGCAGCUGGGUCCCGCCGGCUGUCAGCCGUGCAGACCCGGUGAGCCUGGCGUCGGGGCUGCUCCUCGCCGUGCCUGCUGGUCCAGCUCAAGGGGCAAGCAGGGGCAAAGCGCUGUUGCCUUCCUCCACUCCCCAGGCAGUUGCCACGUUAAAAAAAGACUGUCCUGGUGGAACCUGCCUUGCCCGAAUGUAUUUAUCCCUGUCUUAUUUUUGGUGUGUCUCUUUUUACCUUUUUACUUAGACUAUUAUUUUAGGGCUUUUGGCUUGCCCAUUCCAGGCGUGCGGCCUCAAUGCCCUUUGUUACAAGCUGGCACGGUUAUAAAGUGAUUUUCUAGAGGUCAGCAGAAUUUGAAGCACUUCGGCUACUGAAAGUGAAAUUUAGCAGCUGUGAGGUUUGCAUGAGGCUCUGAUGCAUUGGGAGAGGGGUUGGAGGGGUCUUUCAGAGGACGUUGUCCUUUGCUGUUGCUGAUCGGGAGAGUUCAGAGCACUCUGAUGUCCUGACUGGUGCGCUGCCGUGCUUCAGGUGUUGCCGGGCAUUAGGAAGAGUUUUUCUGGACGGGCUGAAUUGCGGAGUUAGAGGCUGGCUACCAAAGUCGUCCUUCACCCCUGCUCCCCCUUCAACACGCACUUGAUCUUUUAUAACAGCAAUAUGGUAUACUGAAAUACUGUUGUCCCAGCCAAGCAAUCGUGGGUGGUUGCUUUUAAACGUGUUUCUACAAACUAGUUUGAUAACUUUUUUAUCAAUGAAAUGCAAAAAGGAAAAAAAAACCCUACUUUAUUUCCUUGUAACAGUUCAGGAAACUUAAAAGUGAAUGGUUCCUAGAGCAAUCACAACUCUGUCCCCUUGCAUGGACUUAAACUUUUGUAUUCUAAGCAGCUCUGAUGUUUAGAGCAAGGUAAGCAAACCCGGAGAGACAUGCCUGCAUUGUGUUUUGUAGGUGUUUGCACGUGCUUACGUGUUUCAUAAACGGAAAAGCAUGGGACAGGUAGAUAAGUGCAAAUAUCUUGACAUCUUUUGAAGAAGUCUUUUAAAAAAAUAUGCAAUACUUUAAGAGUUUUCUCUGGUUCUGAUGCCGAGUUGUUCAUGAACGACAGGUUGCGCAGAUUGGGCUUGGGAGAGGACGUUUGGUUGAAGGAGUUCUCUUGAGGAUGUAUAACGUGUACAAUAAGGAAGGAUGAAGUUCUGAUCCCUAAGGUUAUGGGAGGAACAAUGAGACACUGAAAAAGGAAUACACUUCAUCUUGCUUUGGCAAAGCAAGCUGGGCGAGCGGUUAGAGCGUGGGCUUGACGAGCAGGAGACUUGCCAAGUGAAAAUAAAGCUUGCCCCGCAGUCUGACUGCACAAUUUUGGGCACGUGGAAACAUCUCCAGGUCUCGCUUUCCCCACCUGCAAAUUGGGACUCGGGAGCCUUCUCCUGCCUGUUUAGAGGGAAGAAUUUGGAGAAGGGUGAUGUAUUCCUGCCUCGCUUUCUAUAUUUUUCUGUCUCACUGUUCCUCCCAUGUCUCUCUCAAAAAGCUCUGAUGUUUUUGUGGCUCUCAGACGUGGCUCUAAUGUUUUUGUGUGUGUGGUGAAAGGCAGGGCUUGGUGCCAGGAUCACGCGUAAGAGGUGUGUGCUCCUAAGAGAGGAACCUUUGCAGGUGGUGUGAGCCCGGGACCUGCAGAGUACAAUUUCAUUGACCAUUUCAAACAGGAAAACUGACAUUUCACCUCCGUUUUCCUUCUGUCCCUUCUUCCUCCUCUCCUGUCAAGUGCAUCGUCACACAGUGAAUGAUUUUCUAAGCGGCCACCCGAGGGACCAGCCCCAUUGGGUUUCCUGUCGAAGGUCAGACCGGAUUGUACCAAAAGAGAAACGUUGCCAGAGAGCAGUCGCGGAAGAUGAGAGAUAAGAGGGUGGCUAAGGUAGGUUUCAUUGCAAUCGAGGUGUGGGGAGGAGCGGAAAUGCGCAGAGUAUGCUGCUUUAGUCAUAGCUUUUGAAGUUACCAAAAAUCAAAAAGAAGAAAGUUAAAAACUUUGAAAUCCUAUCCUGUUCACACUAGAGAGCAUCAAAAGUUACUUUUAGUUGCUUAAAAGAUUUUUAAGUGUUUUAAAAUAGAACUUUUAAAAGAAUACUACCAAACUAUAAAAACAUUAAAUUAUUUAUAUACAUAUAUUAUAUAUAAAUAUAGUGGGAAAGUUUCCCUGCUAAGCUUGCUGUGAAGAGAAGGGUGAAGGUGCAGUAACUGCUACACAAGCAACAUUUUCCUGAAACAGAUGGCAACCGAUCCAUCAAAGCGUAGUGAUGAAGGGCUGACAUAAAAAUGGUGAAUGCCUUUAUUCCUGUGGCAUAGCUGUGAGUUUCCCGAGCAGGUUUUUGUUUUACUCUAUUGAUACUGUGAAGGGAGGAGCAUCCUAACAGGCCAGGAUGCCAGCAGAGCGUCCUGCCUUGCUGAUUCGCUACUUUCAAUUGGCCUGGUGAAAACCAUGAAGUUGGUCCUUCAUAUCGUACUAGGCUAGUCUGAAAACGAAGCUUGUGAAAGGUUUUCAUUUUUUCCUCUUUUAUGUUGGUUUUUGUUUUGUUUUGUUGUUUUUUUUGGUGCAGAGGUUGCCACUGUAUAAACUAUCAUUUCUGAUUGCAUGCAAAAGAGCCAAUAUCUUGCCCGGGCCUCACUGAGGUGAAGUUUAUAGCUUGUAGCUAGAGUCAGUAUAAGGUAUGGUAGUGGGAAUCAUUUUAAUAUUAUUUCUGUACAUUUAAUGGACGUGUAUGUGUAUGUAUGUGUGAGAAUCAUGGUGUCUCUAAUGUUUUCUUGAACAGCGCGGAAAGCAGUUUAGGCCCAUCCGCACUAGAAGAUGGAACCAGUUCAGAGGAAUUGUUUGUUAAACUUUUCUUUCAGUAGUUGACUUCCUCAGUGCAGAUAAGGCCAAGGUUCAAGAAAAGGUGUUGGAGGUCGAAUAUGGUAUGGAAAAACCUCAUGUGAAUUUUCUGGCAGUGGUGUAGCCACUUGGAGCUGCUUUCCACGUCAGCAUGACACCGUCUUUUGUUGCCUCUCCAUUGGCAAACCGCGUAGCUCUAUGGUUGCCCUGAAGCCGUGGAGAAUCAGGUGCCAACUUGCCAAGUGCGAAUGCUUCUGUGAUGGGUUGAGGCACGGCUUUGCAUUUCCAUGUCUAGCUGCAGCUUUUUCCCUCUGCCAAAACUGUGAUUUCAACUGUGAUUUAAGGAGGAUGUGAAGAGAACUCUGUUGUAUUUCAAUACCUCUGUACGUAACAUUUCUGUCCGCUUCAGAGUUAGGGCUUACUAACCCGUGUGUUCGCUUGCCUCAGGCAACAGGGGGAACACGCUCUGUUUCUGCAGUUUUCUGUCUCGGAAGGGGAACACGGUUCUUUGCUGUGGCAGAGAAACCUUCCAAAUGUGAAGUGUUGCGGUUAUCUCCUUCUCCUUGAGCCUGCAGAAAGCCCCGGUGCCAAGUCACAGCAGAGUGACGUGACGGUUGCCGUGGCUGUUCCCCGCUGCUGCCCGGUUCCCUGUGAAUAGCUGUGAAAAUAACAAGAAUUAUAUUAAUACUGUGUUGCUGCUUUGGGGAAAAGCUGAACCUCUUCCUUUCUAGAGGAUGACCCAUGUGAAGCUGGGGAAGGGAAAACGCAGAAGGUCUUUUUGCUCUCUUGCAAUGGGAGUAUGUGAAAGCAAACCGUGCUGCUUAUUUCCAGCAGCCAGAUAGAGAGGGAUGAAGGAGGAGGCUUUGUGAAAUGUGAAUUUAUACCAGGAGGCUGAGAACACGCUUAGAGCCGCUCAGUGAGAUCCAGGGGUAUCAGCCUGGUAAGAGUCAGAGCAGCCGAUGCAGAUGGGCAGUUCCUCACUUGUCCUCCCCGCGUUGUCCGCCCAUCAGGUCCAGUCCUUUGUCUUACCUGCGUCUUCUCUACAAAAUUUUCAAGCUGUGAUCUGUAUAAUUUAACUUUCGGAAGUUUGGGUGGCUGAAGGGCAGGAAGAAUAGAAAGUAUUUUGUGGCUCUUGCGGCUGUUUUAAAUCCAGCCGAGGUCGGUAGCAACUGACGCUGUUCCCAUCCGACAGCUAUUCAGGGCUGGGAUUGCACUUGGUCUCGCUGCGGUCUCGCUGAAGAGCACAGCGGGGUGGGCUCGGCGGGGAGGGCUCAGGGAGAGGAUUUCAGCCCUCUGCGAGAUCAAGGUUGAAAUAAAUUGACAGGACAGAUCUCCCGGCUUGUCCUGCUCUUCUUUUGUGACAGCGGGGUGACUUUGGUUUCCAGGGCAGGCUCUCCCAUGCCUCUAUGCAGUAGUAAUUUCACUUAAAAAUGUGAUGCCCGGUUCGGUAAAUGCCUGUAAGCAGUCUGGUCCUCGAGCAGAGUCCUUCUGCCACCUUCGGGUGACUCAACCCUAACGAUGCAUUUCCAGGAGCAGAGCUGUAGCUUUUAUUUGCUGCUGCCUUCAUUUCUCCUGCAGAACCCAACCUAUAAACAGAAAGACAGAUGAAAAGGUGCAGCUUAUUUAGGUGGAAGGUAGCUUGUGAGGUAGAGCGAGUCAUGCAUCUUUAAAACCAACAAAAACUAGCACCCCUUAAACGUAUUAUUUAAUAUUUAUAAAAUUCUGCUCUGUGCUCCAUGACAUGCCUGCCAAUUUAGCCGUACCAGCACCUGAGUGUUUGUGCAGAUUAGUGACACCAAAUGCUGUUCUUGCUCUAGCGGAAAUAUUUUGGGGAUGGGAGAAGUCAAGGAGCUGUAAUUCAGGAAAUUGCUGAUUUUUGUCAGGGUUUGGGCUCCGAGUUUCCCCUGGGAGCUGAGCCCGGAGCCAGGACUGUGGAUGGAGCUGCCGCCAGCAUAGCCUCGCCUGGCGAUAGCCGUGUUCUCAGAGGUGAGCGUCACUCCUGUCAUGAGGUGAGAUCCAGGCACAGAGCUUUGAUGUCUUCAGUUGGAAGGUCCUAAAGAGGAGCUAAGUAUCUUUGUUUUAAUCAUUGUCACUCAAAGGAUAUUUUAAUACAGAAUACAUACAUAUAUAUGUAUGUACCUUUAUACAUACAUAUAUAUAUAUAUAUAUAUAUAUAUUUGUAACCAAAUAGAAGCUAGAACUAUGCAAACACUACUGGCUGCUGCUUGAAACUAAUGUCUACCAGAACAUUUUGGAAUAGAGUAGAUUUGGAGCAGAUCUGUUGAGGUUUUUUUGUUUUUAAAUAAAACGCAGCAGAUCCAAGUUUUGCUGCAGUUAGUCUUAGUUGAAACUUAGGUUAUUCCUAUUCUGGAACCCACUCAAUUGGGUUAUAAAAUUAUCUGAAGAGUCCUACCGUCUCUAAAAUAUUUCCAUCUGCCUUGGUAUUACUGCUGAAAGGCUUUCUUUUGUGUAACAUAGGAAAACACAGAGGCUGGGACUUGGAGAGGCUGAAGGUGCUGUUUGGGGUGAUAGUUAGAAGUAGAACCAAGAAAGGCCUGGGAGCAUUUUCUUGUGGACGUAGGAUUGAGUUGGCUUCAAGGAAUCUUCCUACUUGUGAAGUGUCUGUCGCUGAGAUGGAGACAGCGAUCGAAGCGUCACCGGGCUGAACUCUGGUCCUGGGGGAGGUAUCGGGAAUCUUCCCGCUGAAGCUGAUGGUACCGGGGUUUAGUCUGCUGGGAGAAAUUUCAUGUGGUUCCUACCAUUUCUUUGUGUCGGAUCCAAUCUUUGCUUUUGGGAUUAACUACGGUAUAUCCAGCUGUAAUCUUCAGUAACCCUUGGCUUUUUAUUCCUGGGGACUGUAGAAAAUUCAGGUUUCCUAUAACAUUAUCCUCAUCCCAACUGUGAACAAGUUACUACUGCUUCUUAUAAUUUAUUGUCUUUCUGUUCCUGAGCGUCUGCGUGAUCCAGCUGUUCACCAGCACCACCUUCCAGUGCUUCAUGAGCUUUUAUGCACAGGGAAUUGUUGCAAUGGAUUAGUUGACCACGCUAGUUGGAAGAGUAGAAGCCUUUGGAGACUGACUUUUGCUUCCUCUAGCUGUCAUUAGAGAGUGCACACACACAUACCUGUAUAUACAUAUAUAUGUAUGCAUAUAUAAAGUGUUUCAAUAUAAACUCAUUUAGCAUUAAUCUUAUUUAAUUUAUAUUUUAAUCCAGUUGUAAACCAAAGUAUUACAGCUUGUGAAAUGAUGUGUCUUGGAAAUAGGAGGAAGCUUUUUAGAUGGUAGCUCUGAAAGAUCUCUGCUGACAAAAAUGCGGAUAUGAACGAGACUUACGAGCUUGUGCUGGUGAAUCCUAGAGCUUUGCAGCCUUGGAAGGAUUUAAGACUUAUUUGCUGAGUCAAGUUUGACGGUGGGGAGGCCAGCGUGGGUUAUCAUUUUUAAAUACUGUUGGUUUGGUGUUUUUUUUUUCUCAUCCGGCAUAAGUUGGUAUUGGAGGAAUGCUACAAGAGCGGUAUGGCGGGAUGUCUGACGGAGGUGAGGCGCGUGGUUGAAGCUAAGAGGGCCGUGUCAGGUAGCGCCGUUUGCUUCUGGUGUCUUCUGUUCACAGGUUGAGGUGUGCUGUGUUCAGCUCUGGGCAUCGCGGUACCGCCUCGUGGAAGGACCCUGCAGGCAGCUGCUCGGUCGGUGGUUUGAAGGAGCGCUUUAAAUGCGUGACUCAGCAGCGUUUCUGCUGCUGGGCGUUUCCAGCAGAAUCACUUUGGAGCCUCUGCCACCCUGCUGUGCCUGCUGGGCACAGAACCUGGCGCUUCUGCCCUGCCUCUGAAUUGGGAGGCUUUAAGGAAGCAGGAGGACUUGCCUGCUAGAAUGC
Molecule: messenger RNA, 8892 nt
Organism: Chroicocephalus ridibundus (black-headed gull)
Lineage: Eukaryota; Metazoa; Chordata; Aves; Charadriiformes; Laridae
Gene: ZBTB37
Product: zinc finger and BTB domain containing 37
Exons: 5
Coding region: 277-1788 (503 amino acids)
Biological process (GO): regulation of transcription by RNA polymerase II
Molecular function (GO): RNA polymerase II cis-regulatory region sequence-specific DNA binding; DNA-binding transcription factor activity, RNA polymerase II-specific; protein binding
Source: RefSeq, a predicted model, not a curated record